UGCGCGUGUGUGUGUGUGUGGUAGAAGGGGCAGUCCUGCUUUUAGGAGGAAGUAGGGGGUUGUGUGUGUGUGUGUGUGUGUGUGUGUGCGCGCGCGCGUGUGUGUGAGCUGCAGUGUCGGGGCUGAGGGGCCAGUCAGUCUGCUCAGAGUCACGGGGAGCGCGCACACACACUCCGCGCCGCUGCGCCUCCCACACAAACACACACACGCUCUCUCUGAAUCGCGCGCGCAGCAGUGUGUGUGUCGUGCUUGGAGCUCGUGCAUGGAAGGAAGUCUCAGCACGGCGCUUCAUCACACUUUAUCCUCACCCUCCACAUCUUCACUGUCCGCGGGCACGCGCAGGAGCCGAGGACGCACCCCGGGAUUUAUCAGGAUGCGCGCGCUGUGAGGAGACCCUGCCAACCCUUGUGGAUUACCGCGAGCCUGUCCGUGCCCGUGCGCGAGCCCGAGCGCCAACAUGACCGUCCCCGUCCCCCCCGCUGCCGCUGUGCUCGUGCUGUGCGCCGUGUUCGUGCCCCUGCCCCGUCCCGCCGCACCGUCCGCGCCCGGAAAGCUCGUGCGCUACCGCGUCCUGGAGGAGCAGCGCGUGGGCACCGUGAUCGGGCGGCUGCUGGAGGACGCGGCGAGCGCGCUCUCCGGUCUGCCAAGCUCCGUCUCUCCUCGCUUCCGCGCCAUGGACGGCUCGGGCACGCCGCUGCUCUCUGUGCGCGAGGAGGACGGUGAGAUCAGCGUGGCCUCGCGCAUCGACCGGGAGGCUCUGUGUGCGCAGCAACCCAACUGCACCGUGGAGCUGGACGUAGCCACACUGCCCACCGAGCACCUGCGCCUGUUCCGCGUGCGCGUGGACGUGCUGGACGUUAACGACCACGCGCCGCGGUUUGCGCGCUCUGUCGUGCCCGUGGAAAUCUCCGAGAGCGCCGCUGUGGGAACCCGCGUGCCGCUGGACGGUGCCUGGGACCCGGACGUGGGCGAGAACGCGCUGCGCUCGUACUCCCUGGCGCGCAGCGAACACUUUCGGUUAGAAGUGCGUGCGCGCGCUGAUGGCUCUCGCCGCGCCGAGUUGGUGGUGGCGCGCGAGCUGGACCGGGAGGCGCGCGCCUCGCACGAGCUCCAGCUGACGGCAGCGGACGCGGGAACCCCGCCGCGCACCGGCUCCACGCUGCUGCGCAUCCGCGUGCUCGAUUCCAACGACAACAGCCCGGCCUUCGAGCAGCAGGCGUACGCCGUGAGCGUGCCCGAAAGCGCGCCCCCAGGCACUCUGCUCGUGGACCUGAACGCCACGGACCCGGAUGAGGGCAGUAACGGGAAGGUGGUGUACUCCUUCGGGCCGCACGUGCCUCAGAAGAUCCUGGACACCUUCCGCAUCGACUCGGAAACCGGACACCUGACUCUGGUCAAAAAGCUGGACUACGAGGCGUCCUCGUCUUAUGAAAUCGACGUCCAGGCUCAGGACAUGGGGCCCAACUCUGUGCCAGGUCACUGCAAGGUUGUGGUCAAGGUUGUAGACGUGAACGACAACAAGCCAAGGAUCAAUGUCAACCUCAUGAGCCAGGGGAAGGAUGAGGUGGCCUACGUGUCGGAGGCGGCGCCGGUGGACACCUUUGUGGCUCUGGUGCGAGUGGACGACAGCGACUCAGGCCCGAACGGCGAGGUCACCUGCCGACUCCACGGGCACGGCCACUUCCGGCUGCAGAAGACGUACGAGAACAACUACGUAAUCCUGACCAACGUUUCUCUGGACCGGGAGAAGCGGUCCGAGUACAGCCUGACAGUCAUUGCCGAGGACCGCGGCUCACCGAGCCUAUCCGCGGUGAAGCACUUCACGGUGCAGCUGCAGGAUGAAAACGACAACCCGCCGCGCUUCGAGAAGGGUCGCUACGAGAUUUUUAAGUCCGAAAACAACUCUCCCGGUGCCUACCUCACUACGGUGGUGGCCGACGAUCCAGACCUGGGUGCCAACGGCGAGGUGACCUACUCUAUAGUGGAGAGCCAGAUCCAAGGGAGCUCCAUCUCCACCUAUGUGACCAUAGACCCAUCCAAUGGUGCCAUAUACGCUCUGAGAAGCUUCGACCGCGAAGAGGUGGGCCGGCUGACCUUCACUGUGCAAGCACAAGAUGGAGGAGGUGGAGCAUCUCUGAGCAGCAACACCACUGUGGUCAUUACCGUGCUGGACGAAAAUGAUAACCCUCCAGUCAUCGUUUCGCCAUUGCUCAGCAACCGCACUGCUGACGUGCCGCUGUGGAGGCGGGCAGAACCAGGGCACCUGGUCACAAUCGUCAAAGCAACUGACCGGGAUUCUGGGGCUAACGGUGAGCUUAGCUGCUCCAUUGUUGGUGGAAACGAAGAAGGGCUGUUCCUCAUGGACCCACGGAGGUGCGAACUUAGAACCAACACCAGCAUGGAGGCUUCACCAAGGGACACUUUUGACCUGGCCAUUCUGGUGCAAGACCGCGGCACGGCUGCACGACUUUCUGCCCGUGCCGUCCUCCACAUCAUACUGCGUGACCACCCCGAGUCCUACCCUAUCGUGCCCCUACCUGAUGGCACAGGCCAGACCCCAUUGGACAUCUCCACCAUUGUUAUCAUCUCCCUCGGUGCCAUCUGCGGUGUGCUGCUGGUGGUCAUGGUGGCAUUCGCCACGCGCUGCUCUUCGCGUGACCAGAAGGACCCACGCCACUCGUACAACUGCAGAGUGGCCGAGUCCACCUAUCAGAACCACCCCAAGAAGCCGGCCCGGCAGAUCCACAAAGGCGACAUCACCUUGGUGCCCACUGUGAAUGGGACUCUGCCCGUGAGGGCGCACCCUCGCUCGCCAUCCGCCUCACCUGCACCAGAGAUCCGGCAGACCCACCAUAGCCGCCAGUCGCUCAACAGCCUCGUCACCAUCUCGUCCAAUCACGUGCCAGAGAACUUUGCCCUGGAGCUCGCUCACGCCACCCCUCCUGUGGAGGUAAGAGAGAGAAGUCAAGUCUCACAGCUUCUGUCCAUACUUCAUCAGGGCCAGUACCAACCCAGACCCAGUUUCCGUGGCAACAAAUACACUCGGAGCUACAGGUACGCUUUAAAUGAGAUGGAUAAGUUCAGUCUGAAGGACAGUGGCCGAGGGGACAGUGAGGCUGGAGACAGUGACUGUGAGAUGGGCAGGGAGUCACCUCUUCUGGGAGAGGGUUUCAGUGAGCUCUUCACUCCUGAUGGACAGCACAGACUACACCCAGCGAUGAAGUUCUGUACGGACGAGUGCCGAGUCCUGGGUCACUCCGACCAGUGCUGGAUGCCCCCUCUGCCCUCCCCGGCUUCGUCCGAUUACCGCAGCAACCUGUACAUCCCCGGCGAGGACCCCCAGCAGAGCCCGGCGGCCCCGGAGGCCCCCCAGUCUGGAGAGUCCACCUUGAGGAAGAAGAGCUUCUCCACCUUCGGCAAGGAGAGUGAAGAGGAGGGUCAGGAAGAAGGCGAGGUGGAGAAAGGAGAGGACCUGUGUGGGACCACCUCACUGCUGUCGGAAAUGAACAGCGUCUUCCAGAGGCUCCUCCCCUCGUCCAUGGACUCCUACAUGGAGGUCGGAGAGACCGGGGCGGCGCCGGCCUGCCCGCCCGGACUGGGGUCCCUGGAGAGGAGGAAAGGUCACCUCCCAGGUAAACCGAGCCCCGCCUCCUACCAGCAGGGCGUGGCCGCAUGGGCCGCCAAUACGCACUUUCAGAACCCUGGCCACAGCCACGCCCCGGCCAGUCACAUGACCGCCCUGGUGGCGCCUCUUCCCGCACCCCUGCCCACACCUGUGCAGGUGUCGAGCUCCUGUUCCAAGUGGCUGCCGGCCAUGGAGGAGAUCCCCGAGAACCACGAGGAGGACGAGCUGGAGUCGGUGCUCGGACACCUGCAGGGCAAACGCUGCGACAGCCGCAGCGAAAUCAUGGACGCCAGCGAACUCGUAGCCGAGAUCAACAAACUCCUGCAGGACGUCCGGCAGAGCUAGAACACUCAGGCCACUAGGGGGCGUAAUAUCUCGUAAUAUUGUGUUGCAAUAUUACCGAGGUUCUUGGAGAAGCUAGACGACUUAACACUGCCUUCACGCUGUCGUCGGACGCUCCUGUUUCCUGUUUACGUACUUCACGUACUCGUGUUUACGAAGCGUAUUUUUUACGAAGUAUUUGCAUUCAAGUACUUUGUACUGUAUGUCGUGAGCAUGGUUAGCUAGGUGGCUAGCUUGUUACACAGAUGUCUACAACCUACGGAGUGGGGUUUAUGGUAAAAAUUAAAAAAUUACAAAUAAAUAUAUAUAUAUAUUAUAUCCCGAUAUUUAAAUUAUUUUUUGUGUUAUGUUAUGUUAUGUUAUGUUAUGUUUAUAUUUAUUGCGAUAUUUUGACACUCAUAAAAAUGCACCAGUAGUAGAAGAUUUGUAAACUAUCCAAAGCUUUGGCUGCAUUCCAUCGUAAAGUUGGAUAGUGUUCUUAUUCAGGUGAUAUUCAGGAUGAUGUUGUUUGUCAAGAUCAAAUUUAUCAUGAACAGGACAGAUUACGCAAUUUGUAACAACACAAAAAAAACGAUUGGAUGUUUAAGAUCAAAUUCAUGCAUUUUGUGUAUCAAGGUAAAAUUGAUCACAAUACAAUACAAUAUCAUCAAAUUAUCCACCUCUAUAAAGCCUAUUCAGUUACUGUUCAACUUGAUUUCUAUUCAGAAGUAGAAAGAAAGAAAGAAAGAACUGCCAAUAAGCGACCCAAUAUUUUAGCCGCCACAAUGUCAAAAAACUGUCAAAUGGUGAAAACCUAAACUCUGGUACCAAAUUGUUUUCCUUUUUUUUAACUUAUAAUAAUGAAGGGAUGUUCCUGUGCACCUGUAAGAUGGGGAACACGUGUUAAUGCUAUUUCUAAUAGCACAAGAAGGCAGAAUUCAUUCCAAAGUGACGACCACCCAGUAAGAAAUGUCCUUUAUCUUGUCAGGUUUAAAGUUUUCUGGGUAAACGGAGAAAUCCUGCUUGCUGAAAUAUAUAAAAACUCUCUGAGAGGAAAAAGGAACAGUAAAGAAAUAACAAUAAUAAUAAUGAAAUAAAAAUGCCAUAUUAUUUUGUAUUUUUUUUAUACACGCAAGGGAUAAAGAGUAUUUAAAAAAUAAUAAAAACAAAAAUGGAAUAAAAAAAGAGAAAAGCAUCAAAGACCUGCAAUUGUCGUUAAAGUUGCGUUUUUCUGAACGUUACGUGUUUUGUGAAUGCUAAUUAUCCAAAAAAUGUAUGAAAUUCCUGUUCGUUUGUUUUAUAUUAUGUUUUUUUGUUUCGUUUUGUACACAGUGUACACAAUGUGAGUGUAUUUAUCUUUGUAUUUUAAAAAUACAAUUUGUAGUCUUUAUAUUUAUAUUAAAAAAAGAACGCCGUGUACAUACAUUUAAACAAUCAGAGUUCUAUUUUUAUAUUUUGAACUUUUUUGCAUGUUGGGAAAAUAAUCAAGGCCAACAUGCCUGUGUAAAUAGUCCUAUUUAUGAAGAAGGAAAAUCCUGUUUUUAUGUUCUUGUUACACAUUAUUAUAUAUUAUAAGUAUAUUGAGAAUGUUGUGUUACGGGGAGGGGCGCAUGUUGGGGGUUUUGCUAUUUAUAUAAUUGUGUAUUCUUUAUGUACUGUGUCAAACUUUAUGUUUAUGUUAAAUUGAUGGGAAAUAAAAAAAUGUCAAAUCUG
Molecule: messenger RNA, 5659 nt
Organism: Astyanax mexicanus (Mexican tetra)
Lineage: Eukaryota; Metazoa; Chordata; Actinopteri; Characiformes; Acestrorhamphidae
Gene: pcdh18b
Product: protocadherin 18b
Exons: 5
Coding region: 458-3970 (1170 amino acids)
Biological process (GO): homophilic cell-cell adhesion
Cellular component (GO): plasma membrane
Molecular function (GO): calcium ion binding
Source: RefSeq, a predicted model, not a curated record